AUGAGAAAAACACCUAUAAACCUAAAAUAUUAAUAAAAUUAUUCUCCAGAUGGUUACCCUGAUAAUAAAGAAUAUAAGAAAUAAGCUUAAGCCUCAACAAAAAUUGCUUCUAAUAAAUUAUAAGAAUUUUUUAUAGAAAUAACACCUACAACAGUCAAAUAAUUAACUGAUGAAUUAAGUUUGUCAAUUCUGAAGGGUAUUGAUGAUGAGGUGGAUCUCAUUUAUGUGCGUUUUGCAGAAACUGGCGGACAUUGCAUUGACCUAAAAAAGAUGAGAUUAAUCAAUACUCUUAAUGGAAAAUCCAGGCAAAUUUAUCAUAAAGUUCCUUUCGGUAGAACACUACUUCAAUCAAACAUUAAAGUUUAAAUAUCACCUUAGCCCUCCAACAACAAUAAAUUAUAAUAUACAUAAUACCAUUGGUAUGAAUAGAGAAAUGGCUAAUUCAGACCUUUACAAUAAUAAAUCAGCGAUAUAAUUGAAAAUUUCUACCAAAAUGCUUCUUAGACUGGUCAAUCAAUUUGUGAAUUCACUUGGCAAUAACAUAGAUUUAUAAUUGAUUUGAAAGAAAAUACUCUUGAAAAUACAGAUACCUUAAUUAUCAAUCACAUUUAAAGGAGAAAUAUUUAAAAGCCAUACUAAGAAAUACCUAAAAAACCCAUUAGUAGAGGAGCUUUAAAGAUAAUAGUGUGGUAGUAUUAAUUAUAGCCAAAAUCUUAUGAAUGGAAUAAUUAUGAUCAAGAGAAUACAGAUGCGCUUGAGAAAGCAUAUGAAAAAUACUGCAAAAACUCACGAAAAUCAAAUACUCUAAAUGUAAUGAGGAAUACUUCAAAAUACUAUAUUGAUUUUGAUAAGAUGAUUGAAUACAAUUUAUUUAACAAAGAAUCAAGAUAAAUUCGUAGAUUCCUCGAGGAAGGUUGA
Molecule: messenger RNA, 918 nt
Organism: Paramecium tetraurelia
Lineage: Eukaryota; Ciliophora; Oligohymenophorea; Peniculida; Parameciidae
Exons: 1
Source: RefSeq, a predicted model, not a curated record